This is a messenger RNA of Silurus meridionalis, 3102 nucleotides long. RefSeq lists its product as uncharacterized. The record is from RefSeq and is a predicted model, not a curated record. Bases 381 to 1793 code for a protein of 470 amino acids. The transcript is spliced from 11 exons. NCBI's taxonomy places the organism in Eukaryota, Metazoa, Chordata, Actinopteri, Siluriformes, Siluridae. Gene Ontology annotation, cellular component: nucleus. Gene Ontology annotation, biological process: positive regulation of DNA-templated transcription. Gene Ontology annotation, molecular function: double-stranded telomeric DNA binding.
GCUGUGAGUAGUUUAUUUUUUGUUAUGCAGUGUAAUGAAAGUUCCUCUCUCCUCCUGGUGGAAUCACAAGCACUUCCUGCAGGAAGUUAGCUGUGGGUGAGAGGUCAGUGAACGCUGCUGGGACGGUGCUCGUGCACCGAGGACACACACACACACACACACACACACACACACACACACACACACUAACUACUGCAGCAUCCCGGGACAAUGUGACCCUUCUCGUAUCACCUUCAUUAGCCAAGCGCAGGCGGGCCGAGCUGGAAAGCCGGCGGGAGAGCGGAGUUUAUUGGGCGGGCAGUCAGGCUGCGGAGACGGCGAGGCUGAAGGUGCGGUGAUGUUUGCAGGCGUUGUCCCCAAACCCCGGUGCUGAGUGGAUCAUGCGCCAGUGGAGUCUCCGCGCUGUGGCUCCGCGCGCUGAGCCGCUCCCCACGGGCCGCGUGUCCCCGCAACUCUCAGAUGCCAGGAUGGAGUGCUGUGAUGUGGAGCCACGCUACACCAUCGAGCAGAUCGACCUGCUUCAGCGCCUCAGGCUGUCCGGCUUAACCAAACCUCAGAUCCUCCAGGCUCUGGAGUCUCUAGAGCGAUUGGAUCCGGAGCACCGCUCGCCUUUCUGUGACAAUCACUCAGCCCCGCCCAGGGCUCCUACCUCUGCAGCUCCGGCUGCACCUUCUUCCUCAUCCUCUUCAUCUUCCUCUCUCACCUCAGCUACCACACAGACUCCAGUUCUCGAUGCCGCACUGUCCCCCAGCAACAGUUACGACGCCUCGUCUCCACCCCUGUAUCCACCGGGUGGAGUUCAGAGGGCGUUCGCUUAUGACCUAGCAGAAGAAGACUGGGAUCUGGAAGAGAAGGUGGAGGAGUACAUGAGGAGGGACAGUAACCUGGUAAAAGAGGAAAUCAAGGCCUUCCUCAAUAACAGGAGGAUCUCUCAGGCUAUUGUCGGCCAAGUUACAGGUAUCAGUCAAAGCUACAUCUCCCAGUGGCUGCUGCAGCAGGGCCUGGAGAUGAGCGAUUCCAAGCGCAGGGCUUUUUACCGCUGGUAUCUGCUGGAGCGGAACAGUCCAGGGUUCAGAUGGACUGAAAACCAGCAUGCUCAGGGCAACAGGAGCAGGACUGACACCCCCUGGAGUAGACAAAGAGAACUUCUGAUGCACCUGCUCCCUUGGUACUCUGCGCAGCAGGCCCAGUCAGGUGCUACUCUGUCCAUGCGCUCGCUGGUCAAAGAGGAACCUGACUGGAGGGUUGCUGGCUGCCCUGGUGACAGGGUGGCAGUAGGUGGGCCUUUCAGACUGAGGCGGGGCAGCCGUUUCACCUGGAGGAAAGAGUGCCAGUCGAUCAUGGAGAGUUUCUUUAUAGAGAAUCAGUAUCCUGAUGAAGCCAGGCGAGAGGAGAUUGCCAACGCCUGCAACUCGGUCAUCCAAAAACCAGGGUGCAAACUUUCUGAGUUUGAGAGAGUCACUGCUCUGAAAGUCUACAACUGGUUUGCAAAUCGCAGGAAGGAGAUGAAGAGACGUGCCAACAUUGAGGCUGCCAUUCUUGAAAGCCAUGGCAUAGAAGUGCCAAGUCCCAGCUGUCACUCUAACGGUGAAGAGGUUGAGAACCAGGAGUUUGGAGAUCAGGUUGUAAAUCAGCGAUUUCCAGAUCAGGAAGAGCUCGCUCAGAGAAAAGCCAAUGAGCCAGAUGGAGCCACACUGCCUGCAGUGGAAGUAGUGCCUCUUUCAAGCCCCGCUACUCAACACGUGGAUCAGAAGAUGGAUGAAUCAAAAAGGGAGGCCGCUGAUGAGGAAUGAGCGAAGGCUAAGCAGUCCGCAUAAUGUUUUAGAGGGGUGAAAUUGUGCUGCUUACUGUCCCUCUUUUCGAGAUCAGGUGGGGGAGGACGUGCGUGUGGGUGUGUGUGUGUGUGUACGGCGAGACACCAAAUUGCCUCUAGUGCUAUGGGGGCAAUUGUAUGUAUCUACAGUAAUCACGCUUGUAGUAAUGGCAAUAUUUAUCUCUAUACACUGUAUUGUGCAUUCCAAGAAGUCUUAAUGCAUUAAGAGGAAAAGACAAUUAUGGUGCAGAAAUGCUAACCUUCCACCUCAUGCUAAAGCCUUUAUUAUUAUUAUUAAUCUUUUUUUUAUUUUUAUUUUUUAUUUUUUUUUUUCUCUUUUCGCCCUCUCCAUCUUCUCACUAUUCUCAAGUGUAACAGUUUAACAGUAGAAACCUCAUGCAGCAGGAGUCAGGAGUGUAAGAGAAACCUGCAGGACAGGUGCUUGGCUCUGACGAUGGCAUGCACUCGAUUUGCGGUGCUCGUAUGAUUGCAGGAAGAGAGCGACGAGAAGUCCUUAGCCAUAUGCAAUAGUUCUCAUGUGAGAGUGGAACCUGAACGCCACCAUUUACUCAGGUAAAGCUACAUUAGAGAAUUGAUGGAGAAGCAGGCCCAUUUUCUCACUCACUAUAGCUAAUAUCACUUCGGGGGAAAAAAACACGUCUCACGUACACGUCAAACAGCAUUGCUCAGUUUUUUUCCUUUUGGCCUUUAAUAAACAAAGCGAACCGUUUUCUCUGUAAGCAGUGAUCUAGCUGUAAUAGCGCAGGGUCAUGACUCAAUCGUUUUUAUAUUUAACCACUACUUAAAGCCUCUCUUUACUCAGUCAUUUAAGCUGGUGUGAUCGAUGACUGGAGUUUGGGCUCUAAAUUGUUCAUUUUUUUAAAUAUUUUGCUAUGAGCACCAUUAUUACUUUAAUAAGCUACUACAGUAUUAUAACAUUAUUAUAACUGUAACAGAUUUAGAAUAUAAUGUGUAAAAAUAUGCCACAUUCCGGUGGACGAUAUACUGUUUUCUCCCUGUCUCUUUGAAGCCAAAGGUAUGUCCUGGAACUCAGAUCAUUUACAGAGAUGCUUUUUAUAAAGUCAGCAGGCAAAUGAAAUUGUGUUUCCCCGAGGUCCGUUAAAGAGGCGCGUGCCGAAAGGGGAACGCUCUCCGUGCAUAGGAAGACUUAUAAUAUUUCAGUCCUCAGCUCUGUUAAAUGGAAACAGGAAGCAGAGUCGCACGCUUUCAAGAUCCAUUUCUGUCUGCAUUUCUGUCCCCAAUGACUUCAAUAAAACCAGUAUAUUAUA